AUGGAGCGUUACCUGGGUGAAUGCGCUGGUGCUCCGACCAACACCACCAAUGCCACUGCGACACCAGGAGCGGCAUUGCAUGUUAAGGUGGUGACAGAACGAUUAGCCGUCAUGGCUCUACUGGCGUUGCUAACACUACUGACGGCUAUCAUGAAUGCUGCUGUUAUUGCUGCCAUCUGUACCACCAAGAAGCUCCACCUUCCAGCAAAUUACCUCAUCUGCUCAUUGGCUGUCACCGACUUCCUGGUGGCAGUGCUAGUAAUGCCCAUUAGCAUCAUCUACAUCACCAUGGAGACGUGGUCACUAGGGCAGAUAGUGUGUGAGGCAUGGCUGAGCGUCGACGUGACCUGCUGUACCUGUUCUAUACUGCACCUGUGUGUGAUAGCGCUGGAUCGCUACUGGGCCAUCACAAAAGCCAUUGAAUAUGCACGCAAGAGGACCGCUCGCCAUGCAGCCAUCAUGGUGGCAACUGUGUGGGUGAUUUCCAUUUUUAUCUCCAUGCCACCUCUUUUCUGGAGGCAUCGUGAGGAUAGUGGCGGUCCACCACAGUGCAUCAUAGAACACGAUCACAUGGGCUACACUAUAUUUUCCACGUUUGGCGCUUUCUACAUCCCCAUGACCUUGAUUCUUAUCCUCUACUACCGCAUCUAUAGUGCUGCCAAGACGCUGUACCAGAAGCGCGGAUCGUCCCGCCACCUCAGCAGCCGCAGCACCGACAGCCAAAACUCGCUCAACCACUGUCGGGUCACGCAUGCUUUCUGUGUGUCAGAUGUUUCCACCUCUGACCCUACCAUGGAAUUCGACCGAAACAAUGCCUCCAUUCGCAUCCCACCAUUCGAUAUGGAAUUGCCAGAGAACGAUGAGAGGAGUCAAAUCUGCACAUCUCGGGAGAGGAAGGCGGCACGCAUUUUGGGGCUUAUCCUGGGCGCCUUCAUCCUGUGCUGGCUGCCUUUCUUUCUCAAAGAGCUGCUGGUGGGGCUAAAGAUGGUAAACCCUUCCCCUCAUGUGUCGGACAUCCUCACCUGGCUGGGCUACGUAAACUCCCUCAUUAACCCGCUACUGUACACCAGCUUCAACGAGGACUUUAAACUGGCUUUUAAGAGACUGAUCAGGCGCAAAGCGCACACAUAG
Myxocyprinus asiaticus (Chinese sucker) is the source of this 1131-nucleotide messenger RNA. RefSeq names its product 5-hydroxytryptamine receptor 1E-like. The transcript has a single exon. Gene Ontology annotation, molecular function: G protein-coupled receptor activity. Lineage: Eukaryota; Metazoa; Chordata; Actinopteri; Cypriniformes; Catostomidae. Gene Ontology annotation, biological process: adenylate cyclase-activating adrenergic receptor signaling pathway. Gene Ontology annotation, cellular component: membrane. Bases 1 to 1131 code for a protein of 376 amino acids. The record is from RefSeq and is a predicted model, not a curated record.